AUGGAUAGCGACCUAUCAUCAGUCGGGUCAGAGGACGAAAUCUAUGAAGAGACACCCGAGGUUGCGGAAGAAGAGCUGAUAGGCUCCGAGCCAGAAGAUGACGAAUAUCAGUACACACCCGACGACUACGAAGAAGACGAGGAGACGGGCCAACGAUCCAAAAGCGGCAGCAGGUCCUCGCGUCGAGCGGCUACGAAUGAGCCGCGUGCUUCUAAUAGAAAGCGGGCGCCCACGGACGAAUUUGAGGAGCCAGGAUCGAGCCCCGCUAAGCGGGCCCGUCGCAACGGUGCUAUUGAUUUACAGAACCUGGACGACGAUGACGACGAUGAUGAUGACACAAGCAGCGCUUCCCAACAAAAGCUUAAUAGCCGCAAUAAGAUGAUCUCGGAGCUUAUGGACAAUACCUCCCGGCGGAGCUCUAAACUCACCGACCAGGAGCUGCAGCUGCGCAGAGCAGAAAAUGCUCGCAAGCGCAAGAACCUCAGCGAAAAAAAGCUUGAGGAAGAGAAGCAAGACACAAUCAACAAGCUGCUUCGCAGGCGUGCCGGCAAAUCCAGAGCUGCGAUGCCAGCAGCCCAGGAGCAAGAAAACGACGCCGCCAACUACGUCAAGCCCAGGAGGGCCUAUAAUGCUCAAGGGUUGGUUAGAACGCUGCGGAAAAAAGAUGUAGACAUUUACGCUACGUACUGA
Lachancea thermotolerans CBS 6340 is the source of this 690-nucleotide messenger RNA. RefSeq names its product Ies2p (gene IES2). NCBI's taxonomy places the organism in Eukaryota, Fungi, Ascomycota, Saccharomycetes, Saccharomycetales, Saccharomycetaceae. Gene Ontology annotation, cellular component: Ino80 complex. Gene Ontology annotation, biological process: chromatin remodeling. The coding region runs from base 1 to 690 and encodes 229 amino acids. The record is from RefSeq and is a predicted model, not a curated record. The transcript has a single exon.